This is a messenger RNA of Scylla paramamosain (green mud crab), 1055 nucleotides long. RefSeq lists its product as uncharacterized. NCBI's taxonomy places the organism in Eukaryota, Metazoa, Arthropoda, Malacostraca, Decapoda, Portunidae. The record is from RefSeq and is a predicted model, not a curated record. The coding region runs from base 81 to 692 and encodes 203 amino acids. The transcript has 3 exons.
CGCUUCCCUUUCAUCUCCUUCAAUGCAACCUCCCGCCCUUCCCGCCCUUCACGCCCCUCGCCGCCAGUAUAAAUGCCCUGAUGACCACCACCACCUCACACUUCCCCGCCUCCUGCAGCAUAGGAAAGAUGGGUCUCGCUCGGCUCUGCGUCGCUCUCCUCCUAGUCGCCGUCUCCGUCAGCUGUGGCGGCCACGGCGGCGGUCACGGCGGCGGCAUCGGCGGCGGCAUCGGCGGUGGUUAUGGCGGUGGCGGCUUCGGCGGCGGCCACGGAGGCGGCUUUGGCGGGGGCCACGGUGGUGGUAUUGGCGGCGGGUACGGCGGUGGCUCAAUCAUCAUCGGCGGCGGCAAGGGCGGCUUCGGCGGCGGCCAUGGCGGCGGCAUUGGCGGCGGCCAUGGCGGUGGCAUUGGCGGCGGAUAUGGCAGCGGCGGCUUCGGAGGUGGAUUCGGCGGUGGCAAAGGUGGAUUUGGCGGCGGCCAUGGCGGCGGCAUUGGAGGCGGAUAUGGCGGCGGCAGCUUCGGCGGCGGCCAUGGCGGCGGUAUUGGUGGUGGUUAUGGCGGUGGAUUCGGCGGCGGCUUCGGUGGAGGCAAGGGUGGCUUCGGCGGUGGAUUCGGCGGCGGCAAGGGAGGUUUCGGCGGCGGCCAUGGCGGCGGCAUCGGCGGUGGUCACGGCGGCAUCAGCUACGGCAAAUAAGGAGAUAAACGGUUCAUUUCCUUAUCUCUUCCCCUUCAUUCCCCAACCCCUCUCUACGAUCCUCCCAACAACUCUCACGACCCUUACGAACUUCUCUCAUUGAGACGUUAACCCGUCCGAGCUUUCAGUAUUUUUAAAAAACGAAGUAUUAUAAGGUUUGAGAAUUUAUAUUUUCGUAUUAAAACGAAGUAUUAUAAGGUUUGAGAAUUUAUAUUUUCGUAUUAACUUAAAAAAAAAAAACACGAAAAAUAAUAUCACAAAAUUGUAUUGUAUUUGAUAUUUUGUGUGUCAUGCUUUGUAAAUUAUUCUUGCGAGUCCUGUCUCGACUGGCAUGACUCGAAUAAACGAAGAGAAAUGAACAUG